AUGCUCUCUGCGAGGUCAUCAUCCACAGCUACCGACGGCGCAGGCCUUUCAAAUGCAGAGAAAGUUACGCUAUAUGUUAUUGCAGCGACGGCAGCUGUUCUGAUUGUCGUGGGUAUCACGAUAGCUGUACUUCGGGCACGCUGCCAGGAUGGACUAUGGGCUGCUCAUCAUUCGGGACAGCCGCGACAGCGCAGUAUGGCGAAAGCACUGCUCAAAACCCUUCCGCUGGUGCAAUAUGAUGAUGAGGUUGAUGAUUUGCCGAAUAUGGAAAAGUCAAGCUUUGAUGGUUCCACGAAGUCUUCGCAAGCCGGGGAUGAGACGAGUCGGUCCACAAGCGUAUCCGAGAGGACGACAUCGGUUGUCAAGACGGGGAAUUCGACGUGUGCGAUUUGUACGGAUGAGUUUGUGAAGAAUCAACUUGUGCGAGUCUUACCUUGUGGACAUUUGUUUCAUCGGGGUUGUGUCGAUGAAUGGCUGGUUCAGAGGUCGCGGACAUGCCCUACAUGUCGGUACGAGCUCACACCGUCUGGGAAAGAGCAGCCCAUCGAAAAAGCCAAGCAUUUGCGGGAUAUGGAAGUCGGCUUACCAGAUGAGGCUCGGCAUAUGCAACCGCACAGUCGACUGCAUCGAUAUCUGCGGAGUCUUCGCUCUACAUUGCGGAGGCAGUGA
Messenger RNA from Penicillium subrubescens, 669 nucleotides. RefSeq names its product RING-H2 finger protein. The record is from RefSeq and is a predicted model, not a curated record. The transcript is spliced from 2 exons. NCBI's taxonomy places the organism in Eukaryota, Fungi, Ascomycota, Eurotiomycetes, Eurotiales, Aspergillaceae. Bases 1 to 669 code for a protein of 222 amino acids.